Molecule: messenger RNA, 1744 nt
Organism: Exophiala viscosa
Lineage: Eukaryota; Fungi; Ascomycota; Eurotiomycetes; Chaetothyriales; Herpotrichiellaceae
Product: methionyl aminopeptidase
Exons: 4
Coding region: 111-1361 (416 amino acids)
Source: RefSeq, a predicted model, not a curated record
CUUGACAAAUUCAUGGUUUUCGAAAGGCACAGUAACGAAGAACUACCUGCGGAAAACCACACCGAAGUAGUUGCUUGUCCAACACAACCAGUCCUCUGCAAGUCGUCAACAUGGCAGAGACUGCUGAUGAAACGAUCCUGAACCCGGACAACCUCAACAAGUACAAGAUUGCAGCCAAGAUCGCAGAAGAUGCCCUGAGCCAGGUUCGAGGAUGGCUCGCUGAUGGCGAGAAAAUCGUGGAUCUCUGUGAGCGUGGUGAUAGACUGAUCGAGGAAGAGCUCAGCCGGGUCUUCAAGGGAAAAGCUACCAACAAGGGAUCAGGCAGCCCCGUCAGCAUUUCUCCGAGCAGCUAUGUGACACCAUUCACCCCCCUCAAGUCGGACACCGAAGAUGCCGAGAUGACGAUCAAGGCGGGCGAAGUGGUCAAGAUACAGCUAGGCGCACAGAUCGACGGCUUUGGCGCCAUUGUGGGAGACAGUGUCGUGGUACCGCAAGAGAAAGAGAAGAAGGCUGAGAUCUCCGGCAGGGAGGCAGACCUUCUUUUGGCCACACACUAUGCCAACGAGCUGCUGUUGAGAUUGAUGGUUCCACCCGGGCUGUUGGCGGCGGGCUCAGAGGAAGAGAAAAAGAAGGCUGCAUCGGAGAAGCCACCCACCCAGACGAAGAUCAACUCCCUGGUUGAGAAAGUUGCCAAAGCCUACGAAGUCAAUGUCGUCCAGCACACGACGUCAUGGAUGUUUGAGCGCAACGACAUUGAGGGCAAGAAGAAAAUCAUCCUGGCACCAGCUGAUGGUACCAAAGGCGAAGGAUCCGCAGAUGUCGGCGAAGUUUGGGGUGUCGAGAUGGGUCUCAGCUUAGGUUCUGGUAAAGUCAAAGACUUGGACAAGCGUUCAACACUGUUGAGACGAACCAACACGACAUAUGGCUUGAAACGACCCAGCUCACGGCAAGUCCUUUCGGAGAUCGUCAAGAAGUUCGGCACUUUCCCUUUUAGUCUUCGACAACUGGAGGACGAGAGAGCUGGCAAGGUCGGAGUUGUCGAGUGUAUCCGAUCUGGCGUGCUUCGGGAGUACAAGCCUUCAGCAGAAGCCGACGGAUCUGCAGUUUCGAGGUUGUUCAGCACUGUCGCUAUUACAAAGAAUGGUCUUGUGCGUCUGGCGGGACCGCCAGCCUUGGAUCUGGAGUCAGUCAAAUCGGACAAGAAGAUCGAAGACGAAGAGAUUCUCAAAAUUCUUGAACGACCCCUGAGCAAGUCCACAGGCUCCAAGAGCAAGAACAAGAAGAAAAAGAAGAAGCCAGCCAAGAAGGCUGCAGCUACUGAGGAUGACGAAGACGAAGAAGAGUCCAGCGACGAGGAAUGAGUGACUCGGUAGUUGCGACUGGACGAUGCAGUGCUUCGGUCUAUACAAUUGCCGUACAUGGCCAUGGUUGCGAUCCUGGCGAAAUUCACUAUCGCUGACACGCGAUGUCGAGGCAGUGGCUGGGAAGAGGUGCUGGGUGCUGCUGACGCGACCCUUGGCCCUAUCCACGCCGCGUGCUUCACGUUGCUGCUCCGCAGCGAAGCAUAUCGUUAAGCGGUUCCUCCCGGGUUGACGAUAUCAACUUGAUCAGAGGGCGGAUGAGCAUACUUAGCUGAGAUGAAAAAUGACCAAAAGUGCUUCGAUCCAGGCAUGCAGCUUUUGCCCCUCGGGAUAAUUGUGUAGAGCCUAAGUGAAGCGCAAGGCAGGCACCCCCUAAUCCUCGC